Actinia tenebrosa (Australian red waratah sea anemone) is the source of this 2730-nucleotide messenger RNA. RefSeq names its product KH domain-containing, RNA-binding, signal transduction-associated protein 2. Gene Ontology annotation, cellular component: nucleus. NCBI's taxonomy places the organism in Eukaryota, Metazoa, Cnidaria, Anthozoa, Actiniaria, Actiniidae. Gene Ontology annotation, biological process: regulation of alternative mRNA splicing, via spliceosome. The record is from RefSeq and is a predicted model, not a curated record. Gene Ontology annotation, molecular function: mRNA binding.
UAUCGCGACUGGUGUGUGAUCUAUGUUCGCUGUUCGCGCCAUUUUGAAUUAGCCCAAUAAUAACUCCUCAAGCCUUCACUUUUAAAUACUAUAGUCUUAUUUUUUUACUCAAAUUAUGACCAUGGAGUCUGAGGCUGGCUAUUUAUCWGAACUUUUAGCCGAGAAAGAUAGUUUAGACCCGUCUUUUGUUCACUGUAUGAGGCUUUUAACGCGAGAAAUAAACAGAAUGCAGGGUGGGGGGUCACCUCCAGUUGUUUCUCCUCGAAGCAAAGAAGACGAAAAUAUUAAUGGUACACCAUCAAAUGAAGGAAGUGAGGGUAAUCUACAAGAUGCAGUCAUUCCGAGACUGCAUCCAGAGCCAAGAGAACUCAGAGAACCCAGAGAACCUAGAGAACCUAGACAUUAUCGAAGAGCACACCCACCAGAAGAAAAUAAACUCUACCAGCCAGUAAAAUUAUCUGAGAAAGUCUUUAUCCCCACUAAAGAACAUCCUAAGUUUAACUUUGUCGGUAAGCUACUGGGUCCACGAGGGAACACAUUCAAAAGGCUACAAAACAGUACAGGAACAAAGAUGUCUAUUUUAGGGAAAGGUUCAAUGAGAGAUAAAGAAAAGGAAGAAGAGCUAAAGGCAACAGGAGAUGCAAAGUAUAAUCAUCUUUCUGAAGAUUUGCAUGUUCUUAUCGAAGUAGAAGCUCCACCAGGCCAAGCACAUGCUCGUUUGGGUAUCGCAAUAGAAGAAAUUAAAAAAUUCCUUAUUCCUGAAACAAAUGAUGAAAUUCACCAGGAACAAAUGCGAGAGAUGGCCAUACUUAAUUCCAUGGAUGACCCUCCCCCAACCAGUCAAGCUGGAACCCAACCAGCACCUGCACCCACAGCUGGUAGAGGACGUGCCCGUCCAAGAGUGGCGCAAGCUCCAAUAACUCAUCAAGUCCCAGCAAGAGGAAUUAUAACAAGACAGGGCCAUCCUUUGGCAUUACGAAGGGUACAGCAGGGACCUAUGUCAGUAACAGUCAGAUCAGCAGCUGGUUUGCCGUCAUCACCAACUAUGGCACAUCCUGCUCCCAGAGGACAGGCACAACCUGGGGUGGAUCCCUAUGGCGGUAUGCAUGCUCUUCUUGUUCAAAAUGAACCACCUCAAGCUGAGCAUGUACAGUCAUUGCGUGUGCACGAAACCUAUGAUCCUGCUUAUGGAUAUGAAGCAGCAUAUACCGAACCUGAGGAAGUCACAUAUUAUGAUUAUGGUAGAGGGGUAGCUCCRGCAGAAAUCUAUGAGACCGCAUAUCCAGCACCAGCUCGUCUUCCUGCAAGUAUGGCUGCCAACUACAAGACGACACGGUCCUCAAAGAAACUAAUUCGUGAAGCUACAUACCCCUACUAAGCUUUGAUCUUUUACCAUCUAAAUUCCGAAUUGAGAUCUCUUUUGGCUGGAUUUUUGAUGCCAAUUUUGUAUGUGAUGGUCAGAUAUUUUUUCAUAUAAUAAUCAAUACUGACCAACUACGUUUUGUUAAACUUCAAUGAUAUUGUGUGUGAAUGUGUGAUAUUCUUACGACAUGUAUUCAGCGAAUACAAACUCCAAACUCUAUAGUGAUAGCUAAAGUUAAGAUGCAAAAUGCCUUCUGUGUAGUAAACCGAUAAAUUAGUUUAAACCCUGGUGCCAUGAUCUUUUUCCCCGCUAAGAAUAAAUCUAUGCAAACUAAAUCACCAUAAACUAAAAAUCUUUCCCUUAAUAAACUCUAAAUUAUAUGAAUAAUGUUGAAAUAAUCUUAAAGUUAAAAGAUUUAAAAAUAAAUUUCUCAUAGACUAGACUAGACAAAAUCUUGAAUUCAUUAAACCAUCAUUCCUUUAUUCAUCUAAUUUUGUGGUAUAAGUUUUUGAGUUUUUCUCAUUCCUGUGAGAAGGUAUUUUUUAGGAUGAAAAUUUUUCACUGGAUUUUUCUGUAAAAUUCCAACCAAGGAGGGGAGUUAGUCAUUCAAAGAUCAUUAAAAAAAUUAAAAUUAAACUCUAUUAACUGCUUCAAACUUAAACAGUCUUAAAAUCCAAGAAAUGUUUUGAAAUGUUACGUAACAUUUUGCUUGAAAUAAAGAUCUAAAUGAAUAAAAUAUGUGUAUUGAGUCAUGUAUAAUAACUAAACUUUGAUUGAUAGUAUUGCUCAUAAUAUUCUGAUUAAAUGUUUAAUAGAAGCCAAAUAUUAAAACCACCAACACUCUUUAUUCAUUUCUUAGAUUAUUAGAUUAAAAACACUAAAGAAUGCUUUGAAACUUAAACAUUUAUUCUCCCAAUUCUUUGUCCUUAGCCUCUCUAAACUUCUCUUCUUCAGAAAAAACUUUUUUUUUAACAUUUGAUAAACAUUCCUUUUUGAAAAUAUUUUUUCAAAUUACCUUGUUUUGUUAUAAAUUCAAUUAAAAACUAAACUUGAAUAAUAAGUUUUACACACAACAGAAGGCAUCCCAUAAAAUACAACCUAUACCUACAGGUAUUUUCUUUUUAAAAAAGCAAUAUUAUUGAAACAAGCUGCUAGUUUUGUAUGUUUGUAAAUAUGCUCUAAAAGAUAUUUUUGAACAUUUUCACACACAAAAAAGAGCAAAAACAACAACAAAAAUAGUAGAAAAAAGGAUUUUUGCUCAUAAGAGUAUUUUUGUAUCCAAAGCAUUUAUAUUUCUACAUAAUGCUUUAAGAUGAUGAAAUAUCAAUAAUUUUGAUAACUUUUUCUUUAUAUUUUGAUAUUCUUGC